Molecule: messenger RNA, 3734 nt
Organism: Ahaetulla prasina
Lineage: Eukaryota; Metazoa; Chordata; Lepidosauria; Squamata; Colubridae
Gene: ZCCHC10
Product: zinc finger CCHC-type containing 10
Exons: 4
Coding region: 45-575 (176 amino acids)
Molecular function (GO): nucleic acid binding; zinc ion binding
Source: RefSeq, a predicted model, not a curated record
GAGGGUGGAAUUCCCGGCAUGCCUCUUGGGUCAGUGCCCGGCCGAUGGCUAAGAUGGCGACUCCCAUGCAUCGUUUGAUUGCUCGGAGACAAGCGGAGGCAAAUAAACAGCAUGUAAGGUGUCAGAAAUGUUUGGAAUUUGGACACUGGACAUAUGAAUGUACAGGGAAAAGAAAAUAUCUGCAUAGACCAUCACGAACAGCAGAAUUUAAAAAAGCACUUAAAGAAAAAGAGAACCAGCUACUACAACAAAGCUCUGGUGAAUGUACUACAGACAGGAAGAACAAGAAAAAAAGGUCUAAAAGUGUGACAAGUUCCAGCAGCAGCAGCAUCACCUCAGCUAGUGAGUCUUCAUCGGAUAGUGAUGACUCCUCCUCCUCCUCGUCAGAUGACAGUGAUAGUGAUGAAAGCACAUCCAGUUCUUCAUCUUCUCCAUCAUCCAGUAGUUCUUCUAGUUCUUCUGACUUUGAAACAGAGUCAAGUUCUUCCAGCAGCAGCAGCAGCAGCAGCACAGACAGCAGCACAGAUGAUGAACCACCAAAGAAAAAGAAGAAGAACAACUUAGUGCGAUGCUAGGACUAUGGUGGCAUUAAAUAAUAACUCACAUCGGAAAUGCAUAAUGGCCAAACUAAACUAACCGGUUGUCUGUUUUUACAGUUGUAAAACGGUAUGUGUUUUUACAUAGUAGUUGAUAGGCCAUAAGCUGUUAAAUGGCAAGUAAUACUUACUGAAAGAGUAUUUUUGUGGAUUACUGUUUAAUAGGGAAUGCUACCUUUUUUCUUAAUUUUUAAAGAAAUCUAAUAUUUAUAUGAAUUAAGGUCCAGUCAUCCUGAUGUUUACAUGCCAGAAAGCAGAAUAUAUUUUCUGAAUCAUCCUGUGUUACAGUCAUACAGCAAUCCUGUGUUUACAUCAGUUUUAUAGUCUAAGUAAGAUGGAAGGAGAAUAUGAAAUUUGAUUUCAGAUGGCUAAGAUACCAAAAGCCAUAUUUAAUGUCCCUCCUCAGUUACAGAGAAAACAACAUUGCAUUUUGUACAGAAAAAGCAAGCUUGUUUGAAAAAGUAAAAAAAAAAUAGUUCAAUAUUGUAGUCAAUUAAUAGUUCAGUAUCAAAUUUAUAUUAAUUGGAUUCUUUUGUGAUUGGUAUCUUAUUACCGAUCUUAUUACCAUCUCAGUCCAGUAGGAUUGUUGAGCCUAUUGAAACCAGACUCUUGUCUCAAUUGCCCUUCUAGACUUGCAAAAAUGACGCUAGGUAGAGAUCUUCACAUUGUACCUAAGAGUAUGUAUCUUACUACAAUUAAACUCAUUCUCUCUAAAGUCUUGUAGCAAGCCCUCCUGUAACAUUAGGUUUUGAUUGACUGCCAUGUACAACUUCCUUUUGCUCUUUUGUUAGAGUAACUGCUGGCUAAUUCCUUCUACUUACACAGUACACAAACUUGAGGAAGAGGAUAUGAUAGCUGGGGGAAGAGAAAGGUAAGAUCUAUUCCCUCAUUCACUCUUCCAGGCAAAGAAAACUUCAUUACAGUAUUCUACUGUGUUCCCAGUAGAAAUAGAUACUAAUACUAUAAACAAGAAGUGGCCAAAAGGAACACAAAUAGUUUAUGCUAUAGUUUCAAAAUUAAAAAUUAAUUAUUUCCAGUUUAGAGGAGGUUAGAGAAAGGGUUUUGGGUACUUCCUGACUCCUUCUAGUCUUAUAAUUUAUUUUCAUAUUUUUCUUCCUUUCAGAGAAAGGGGUGUGUUUAAAUUUACUCUCAUGUAAAGCAUUAGCUUGGCAACUGGUCACUGGAUAAACAUUUCAGCCCAGAAAUCCUUGGAAGACUUCAUGCUAUGUUUUACAUUUGGCAAAAAAUCUAAAAUAUUUCCAGCUAACCAUGAGUUAACAGUGUUUCUGUUCUUUUAAGCCUCUGUUUUUGACUUUUGCCAUUUAUUAACUGUCCCACCCCCCUCCUGCCCAAAAUCCUUGAGCUGUUAUGGUUGUAAUUUAGUGGAAUGUAAAAGUCAUUGGUAACCAGAGUGAAUACUUUUCCAGAUCAUUUUAAGUUGUCUCUUUAAAUGCCGAAUCCUUGUUUAUGAUGAUAUGUAACGAUUUCAGAAUAAAUUCUUAGCGUUAUAUUACAGGUUUUAAAAAGAGCAUACUUCUGUUUGUUACAGAUUGGAAAGGGAACACAAUGACACUGAAAAGCAGAGUAAAGAAAUAUCCAAAAAGUAGCAUUUUCUAAAAUAGAAAGUUAUAACAUUUAAUUCAAAAAUCAAUCAAUAAUCGUGGGCAUUCCCUUGCAAAAAGCAUGUAAGCCAGAGAUGAUAAACUUAUCUCACUCAAGGCAACACUGAUUUCAGUUGACGAUGCUGUAACUAAAAGUCGAUAGGACCGUUUUACUUCAAGUUUGCUGCUUCCAAAUUACCUUUCUGGAGGCAGAUCAACACAUCCUUUCCCUCCUGUUGUAAUUAAACUCUUUAAGCUGUCUUUGUUAAUAUCAAAACUGUUCUUAAUUGUGCAAAUUUUAGGUUAGUCUUAUUUCUGAUCAGCACUUGACACAGGUGGAUGUUUUUUCUCUGCUUCUUCCAGCCCUCUUGAAGGAAGGAGAUCUUGGAUUGAACCUGAAGGCCAUGUGGGAGACCCUCAUCCCUCUGAAUAUGGCUUGGAUAGAGGUUCUCCAUGUUCAAAUUUAAACACAGGAUGAAUAGCAAAUUGCUCCUUAAAUCAGAGGGAAAUCUUGAGGGAGUAGCCUGCUGUAUGAGAACAUAUGGCAGCAACAGUACUAUUAUUAUUUUUUUUAGCAACACUUGUUUCUGCACUUUUGUCAUUCUUUAAAUAGUGGCUUAACAUUUGUUGUAAUAGCAAUUUUUCUUCUCAUCCAAAUCUAAGUGAUUUAGUGUACCCAAUGUCCUCCUCUUAUCUACAAGGCUAGGGUACUCCUUUUCACAUGGUUUGGAACAGAACCAUGAUCCUCUGUCCACUGAAAGAGAAACAGCACUAUCCAGUACUAACAAAGACCACCUUUAGUUUUGUAAUAAAAAUCCUUGCAGGCAGCUACAUACAUGUCUCUCUCCACCAUGCAUCAGAAUCUUUGAAACAAGGCCAAAUGCUUUGAUCUUUUUAAUCAGACCUGUUCAAGCUUAAAGACUUCCCUUUAAGCUGUUUUUGCACUGUGCAUGGAGAGUAGUCUUCAUUGCUGCAACUGAAACAUUUCAUCUUUGUGCCUUUCCCUAAUAUUAAAUAUGCCCUGAAACCAUUGCAAAAUGGAAGAGUUUGAGGUGUUUGCUUUGUUGUCUGCACGCUAUUUUGGGCACCAAAAAAAUUAUUAUACAAAUACUUACAAUGAGAAAACUAUUUAUUUUCAGUGGAGCUGGAUAAAAAAAGAUGUCGUUAAAUAUUCCCCCUUGUGAUAUUUUUGCAUAAAAAUUAUUAGCUUAUGACAUGCAUUUGAUUAAUCUGGUCAUAUUCUAAUUUAGUGUCACUUAUUUUAAAAUGUUUAUUUUUUGCAAAGCACAAGUUAUAUAUAAUGAAAGAAUGGAAGAUGCAUAUUAUGAAAGAUUGCAGUCCAUUUUUUGUAGGUUACAGAAAAGAAAUAACAGGUUAUUGUGAUGAAUUAUAGCUAUUGGCAGUAAUCAUUAAUCAAUAGUUUCUUUUUAAUUUCUUUUUUGAUGGGAGUCUUUUUAUGAGGAAUAUGUGGGAAGGGACAUCUUAAAUAUCCUAGUCUAGUUAAAGUAUGAAUCAACGAUUGAACUAUUUUUUUAUA